Molecule: messenger RNA, 1938 nt
Organism: Sceloporus undulatus (fence lizard)
Lineage: Eukaryota; Metazoa; Chordata; Lepidosauria; Squamata; Phrynosomatidae
Gene: SULT6B1
Product: sulfotransferase family 6B member 1
Exons: 7
Coding region: 23-1072 (349 amino acids)
Biological process (GO): sulfation
Cellular component (GO): cytoplasm
Molecular function (GO): sulfotransferase activity
Source: RefSeq, a predicted model, not a curated record
AUGAGGAAGUGAUCUGAUCUGGAUGGUUUGUUCAGGAAAAUACUCAAAAUACAACAGGAUAAUCCCAGUGCUAAGAUUAGCUACUCAUCCUCUCAAAAUGCCCCCUUUAAAGGCCUUGGCUCUCCUAACAAUACACCAGUUGCUCACAACAGAGAAGGCAACCAUGACUGAGAAAACAUUUGUGGAAGAAAUUGAAAAAGCAAUACAGAAAUCCAAAGGACUUAACAUCAAUGAACUUCUAUUUUCCCAUCAGGGUACACUCUACCCAACCACUGUGUGCAGUGCAGAAACUUUCCAAGCCUUGGAGAACUUUGAAAGCAGAAAAGAUGAUUUGGUGUUGGUCUCCUACCCAAAAUGUGGUGUUAAUUGGCUCAUUCAGAUUCUGAAUGAACUGAUAGCCACAACUUUGACAACUAAGCCAGAGAAUACAGAAUUGCCAUUUAUUGAGUGUGGAGAUCCAGAAAAGUAUGAGAGGAUGAAACAGUUCCCAUCUCCAAGGAUUGUGGCCACACACCUCCAUUAUAACCAUAUUCCCAAGUCCAUCUUCAAAAAUAAAGCCAAGGUGUUGGUGCUCUUUCGAAAUCCAAAAGAUACAGCUGCAUCGUUUUUCCAUUUUCAUAACAAUGCUCCAAGCGUUCCCAGUUACAACUCCUGGGAGGAUUUUUUUCUACAGUUUAUAAAUGGGCAAGUUGCCUGGGGAUCCUAUUUUGACCAAGCAGUUGCCUGGAACAAACACAUAGAUGAUGAAAAUAUUCUGAUUCUGACAUAUGAAGAAUUAAAAGAGGAUUUGGUUGCUGGAGUAAAGCAAAUAGCUGAAUUCUUUGGUUUCAUGGUUACUGCAGAGCAAAUCCAGGUAAUUGCAGACAGGGCGUCCUUUGAAGCAGUGCAGGAGAGAUCACAGGAGACACAUGGUGCAGUUGGUCCACUUCUCUUUCGAAAAGGAGUGGUAGGAGAUUGGAAGAACCUUUUUGAUGAAACGCAGAAUCAAGAAAUGGAUGCUAAAUUUAAGGAGUGUUUAGCAGGAACUAAGUUGGGCACAAAGCUGAAGUAUGAGGUGUACUGCAAAGCCUGAAAAUGCCUUUUGUGUAAAGUCUUUGUUGGGCAAAUGAUUUCUUUGCUUUCCUGUAUUUAACUUUAAUCAAAACAGCCAUCUCUGCAGUAAAUUUCAGAUCAUGUGGAACUUUUUAAGUGUCAGAGUUUGCAUGUUUUCAUUAAGCUGGAUCUGGUUAUACUAUUUAACAAAGCAUAGGGCAGCCGAUUUCUCCUAGGUGGUAUAGGCAGAUCUCCAUUAUGAUGUGUCUAAAGAAAAAAAGAAGGUGGCAUGGGCAUAGGAUUGCCAGUAAUCAAUCAGAUGUCCUCUUUCUCUGUCCUAUAAAAACGCUGUGAAGCAACAGCAGGGGAUGUUUUGGCUGUGCCUCCUUCUCAACAUCCACCAUUCCACACACCCCCUCCAGCAGAAAUGAAACACUCCAAAUAAAGCUAUGAGAAACAUCUGCAUCUUUUUCUACUGCCUAGACCAGUACUAGGGAGACCUCUGACUGACUCUCCAGAUCUUGUUGCACUUUAAUUCUCAGAAGCCUCAUAGGCAAUGGUGAGCUUUUAUGUGAGUUGUAAUCCAAAACAUUUGUAGGAUCAAAGGUUCUUCCCUAUCCUCCCAAGACCUUCCAAACAGGGAAGCAAGAUCUCCAAAGUGACACUGCGAAGUUCAUCAUGAAUUAUCUUUGUACAGACCAUGCCUGUCCAUUUUCUUUUCCUUUACAAAAUAUAGAGGGGGUUAUGUUUAUACAGUAUAGAGAGGAUUAUGCACAGUAUAGUGGUCUGAGCAUUGAAUUAAAACACUGGGAGAUCAGGGUUUCAAUCCCUGCUGGGUCAUGCCACCCCCCUGUGUGACAUUGGGCAAGUCAGAGGAAGGCAAGAGGAAACCCCUUCUGAACAAAU